AUGCUGUCGGCCACCGCCGUCCCUCCCGUGCCUGGAGCACUGACCGCGUCCGAGGUGGUGGCCCGCGUUGGCGCCUCUGGCGUCGCGAGCAUCAUCGGCUUCGGCUCUCUCCUCUCCGAGCAGUCCGCGCAGUCCACUUGUCCGUCGGCGUCUCGGUUCCGGCUUGGCCGUGUGCGGGGCUGGAGGCGCGUCUUCGGCCACCCGGCUCACAUCUUCUUCGCGCGAGGCAUCGCGCGUCCCGACACACGCGAGAUCGCCUCGCUCUGUGCGGAACCGAGCGAAGACGCUGCGAGCGGCUUUGUCGUCGCGGCGUUCGACGUUCCCGCCUCGGAGCUGCCUGCGCUGCUCGAGCGGGAGGAGGAGUUCAACUUUGUGGAGGUCCCAAUCUACCCGCUCGGAGGCGGCGCCUCCUCGCCGCCCGAGAGCACCGGCAUCAUGUGCACGCGCGCCACCGACGAGGAGGUGCUUGACAGGCGUGGCCACCGCGCAAAGUACGAGGCCGCCCUCUCGCCGCACUUCGGUUCCGUCACCGUCUGGGGGUGGGGCGCCGACUCGGGACUGCGGCCGUGCCCGGUCUACUGCCGCCACUGCGUGCUCGCGUCCCAAAAGCCCGGCGUGCCCAAGGAGGCGGCCGAUUCGUUCCUCGACGAAACUCUGCUCGCCGACCGGCGCACGACGUUGCGGCAGUACCUGCAGGCGGACGGCGGCCACGUUAUGCAUACGCUGCCGCCUCCGGAGCUGAAAGCGAGGUACAACGGCUGA
Molecule: messenger RNA, 762 nt
Organism: Emiliania huxleyi CCMP1516
Lineage: Eukaryota; Haptophyta; Isochrysidales; Noelaerhabdaceae
Exons: 1
Coding region: 1-762 (253 amino acids)
Source: RefSeq, a predicted model, not a curated record